This is a messenger RNA of Anopheles marshallii, 4422 nucleotides long. It is a transcript of the gene Rbcn-3B, whose product is annotated as WD repeat-containing protein 7. Bases 1 to 4422 code for a protein of 1473 amino acids. Gene Ontology annotation, molecular function: protein binding. Lineage: Eukaryota; Metazoa; Arthropoda; Insecta; Diptera; Culicidae. The transcript is spliced from 14 exons. Gene Ontology annotation, cellular component: cytoplasm. The record is from RefSeq and is a predicted model, not a curated record.
AUGCUAAAUACCAAUCUCGUGGUGCCCGUGGUACUUUGGGGGCCGAACACACCAACACACUGCGUGUCGAGUGUGUUUCUGUCACGGGACCAGAAAAUCCUUGCGACUGGUUGCUACGAUGGGCAAAUUUGUUUAUGGCAAGUGGACCCGGAGACGCUCCAAAUGACCCCUCGAUGUCUAUUGGUAGGCCACACGGCACCGGUUCUGUGCCUCACGAGAGCGUCCAUUAUUCAGGACAACAAUUUCCUGGUUAGCUCGUCGGAAAACGGUGAAAUGUGCACGUGGGAUUUGGUGGACGGAAAGUGCACGGAAAGCAUCAAGAUGCCACAGGUGCACACCAACAUCCAGGCGUACCACAUGGCUAACUGUGAUGAUAUUCGGCUCUUCUGCAAUGGCUACUACGCCGAAAUCAUGGUGAUGGAUCCGUUCAGUCUGGAGGUACUGUUCUGCUUGAGUUCCAAGGUGAACCCGGAUUGGAUUUCGGCUCUCCACGUGCUACGACCAUCCAAGCGCAAGGACGACGUUGUAUUGGCAAUCACCACCACCGGUACGGUGAAGGUGUGGACACUGCUCGGUAACGAAAACAAGUACUCGGAACCUAUCUACGAGAAUGAAUCCAAGCAGAUACGCUGCCUGAAUGCGAUAACAAUGAACUGCUGUUCGCAGAACCAGCGUACGGUGUUGAUUGUGUGCGCAAAGUAUUGGCAGAUAUAUGACGCCGGAGAUUUUACCGUACUGUGCAGUGUGAUUUCACCGUCCGGCGAACGGUGGAUGGGUGGUGAUUUCCUGUCGAACGAUCGCGUCAUUCUGUGGUCGGACGAAGGUAAAGGAUAUUUGUUCCGCCUGCCAGCGAACAGUAUUCCGGACAAUAAGGAUUUCCACGGACCGUCCGUUGGUAAGGAUUCACCAUUUCUGUACUGCAUUUUGUCGCAAACGGGCGAAAAACCACUAUCCUGCCCACCAACCAUGAAGCUAGUCACGUCGAAUCGUAGCGGCAAAACGCAAAAGUAUCUGCUGCGCGGUGAUUCGGAAGGAUACGUUAAUAUCUGGGCAGUGCCCGAUAUAUCGAUGGAGCAAAUUAAACACAUUCAAGCGCAAAAGCAACAUCCUGCAUCGUUGGAAUCUACUAUCUGUACGUCGUUGCUUGAAGCGUGGAAUAAAAUGAAUCCACUGCCGGUAGGAAUAUUGGACCAGCUUUACCAAAAUAGUGAACCACUGAUUAAGCUUACUGCCAGCAUUUACCUACCGCAACAAAGCCGUCUAGUGGUGGGUAGGGAGGACGGCAGCAUAAUUAUUGUGCCUGCUACGCAGACAGUAAUGUUGCAUCUGCUGCACGGGAACCACCAGCAGUUUAGUGAUUGGCCACCGCAUCAAAUCCUGAAUGGUCACAGUGGUAGAGUUAAUUGUCUGCUCUGUCCUUCGUUGGCACAUUCGCGAUACGAUAAAUCGCACCUCGUAUCCGGUGGUGUGGAUUUUGCCGUCUGCCUGUGGGAUCUUUACAGUGGAUCACUGAUUCACAGAUUUUGUGUACACGCGGGAGAGAUUACUCAACUGUUGGUACCACCACCAACGUGCAGUCCUCGCAUCCUCAAGUGUAUCUGUUCGGUGGCAUCGGACCAUUCGGUUACGCUGCUAAGUUUGCAGGAGCGCAAAUGUGUAACGCUUGCGAGUCGUCAUCUGUUUCCGGUAAUUUCCAUCAAAUGGCGGCCGCUGGAUGAUUUUCUAAUCGUCGGCUGUUCCGACGGUACGGUGUAUGUGUGGCAGAUGGAAACGGGACAUCUGGAUCGGGUGCUGCACGGUAUUCUAGCGGAAGAGGUACUGAAUGCGUGUGAUGAGAAUAGUGGCGAAACUGGUAGCAGCACUGGGUCAACGUCCGAAAUGGGGCUUGCAAACCCAGCAGUUCAUUUCUUCCGUGGUUUGAGACAUCGUAACAUUAACGCGAUACGUCACGCAACCCAGCGCGGCAUUCAUCAGCUUCAGCAACUUCAUGCACACAACAAUCAGCAUGGUGACUUUUUGAUGAAGAACCGUAGCAGUCCCUUGAUCAUACAGGGCCUUCGAACCAAUCCAAAGGACGCUGAAAGCCACAUUCUGUUCUUUGACAUCGAGGGAUUAAUAUUUGAACUGCACGCGGAGGAGUACGCUGCUAUGAGUCCCAACACUUUAGAGGCUGAAGGAUUAUUGAUCCCCACGGGAGCUGAUAGCCAUGCUUCUGAUGCAGGAAAGAAAAUAUCAGAUUUCUUUGGGCGUGUUAAAAAUAAGGCUGGCGACAUGGAGAAAAUACUGAAAGAGAAAGAUAAACAUGGAAUCCUUGCCAAAAUGAAGGAAGGCGCAGAGAAUGUGCACACGAAGGUGCAAGCAAAGCUGGAUAGCGUUGUGAAAAACGUCGGAGAAACCGGUAAGGAUUCCUCGGACAUUACGAAGAAAAUUGCACCUCGCAUGGAAGCUACCCACGUGAUGGAGGUAGCACAGUUGCUACUGUCGUUAAUCCACUCCUGGGGACUCGAUCCCCAUUUGGACAAAGUUUGUGAAACGCAGCUCGGUCUGUUGCGUCCCAUGAUUCCCGUGUCGUUCGGAGUGCUUUCGAAGGGUGGCUACAUGUCGUUGCUGUUGCCGACCUGGCAAAACAAUAUCGUUAUCAACUCGACGCCCGACGAACUAAAGACGGUUGCGCUGACGCCGGAACAGUUCCGACGGGAGGGUUUGACGAAGUUGUUUACCGCACGGUUGCACUGGGAACUCAGCACGACGCUUACCUCGAACCAUCUGCUAGCGAUGGUAGCCAUGUCGAACACGCUGAUGUCGAUGAAUAUGGCCACGUUCAUACCGGAGCAAGAGCGUGCCCGGAAGCUGCACCGUCAGUCGACGCGCGCCACCUGGAGCAAUGAGGAGGAGCAGGAAGAAGCGUUCACCCAACAGCAGGCCCAGAUAAAGCAGGGCUGGAGUUUGCUGUCCACGCAUCAUUGUUUCCUGCUGCCGGAGAAGAUCGAUGCGCUGGAUGCAAACAACUUCAAGCGUCCGCAGGUGGAGAUGAUGGCACGAAGGUGGCAGCAUCACUGUUUGGAAAUCCGGGAAGCGGCCCAACAGCUGCUACUCGGCGAGUUGGGUCGAAUGGGGAAAAAGGGCCGCAAACAGCUCGUUGAAAGCUGGGCCCAAUAUCUGCCCAUGUACACGCACACCGAACCGAUCGUGCAGCAGGCACCUAAUACCGGCCAAUCGAACGCAGGUUCUCCCACCUCUAGCCCUACCGGUCAGCCCGGCCUCGAGCAUGAAGAAGAAUCGGAAGAGGAGGAAGAAGUGGUACGAAAACCAUCCAGCCUAGCCGAACUGAAGCGCAAACAAACGACCGCGGUCGUGCUGCUCGGUGUGAUCGGGGCCGAAUUCGGUCAGGAUAUUUCCGCCACCGACGGUAAGCGCAACAACGAAAACCGUCGCAAAAGUUCCGUCGUCGAGGGUUUCGGUAUUGGCAAUAAUAAUCUAGCCCGUUCCACCUCGAUGGCGCUGACGCAUCUGCUGCUCGCGCAGGCAACACAAAAGCUGCCCGCUUACACACCGUUGCGCCGGGCGGCGAUUGAUUUGAUCGGGCGCGGUUUCACCGUCUGGGAGCCGUAUAUCGACGUCAGCAAGGUGCUGCUCGGGCUGCUCGAGAUGUGUUGCGAUUCGAACCGGUUAAUACCGAGCCUGAACUAUAAGCUGCCGCUGACACCGCAGGCGGACGCAUGCCGGACCGCGCGGCAUGCGCUGCGCCUGAUUGCGACCGCACGGCCGGCCGCCUUCAUCACGACGAUGGCGCGCGAGGUAGCGCGCUACAACACGAUGCAGCAGAAUGCGCAAGCGAUAAGCGUCCCCAUUACGCAGUCGGUGCUACAUCGGGCCAAGCGGGAGAUACUGCAGUGUGUGGAAAUGCUCAUCGAUAAGAUGCAGACGGAGAUCGCUAAUCUGCUGGUGGAGGUAAUGGAUAUAACGCUUCACUGUGUUGACUCCGGAGAUCUUAAAAACAAAGGAUUGGCCGAGGUUAGUCCGCUGAUGUGCAAAUUCAAUCAAGUUUCACACUGUAGCGCCUCGCGCCGUAUUGCCGUUGGUGCUAGCAACGGCCACCUAGCGAUUUACGAGCUGCGGCAAAACAAAUGCCAGAUGAUACCGGCCCACACGAAACCGGUCACCGCGCUCGCGUUCAGCCCGGACGGUAAAUUUCUGGUCAGCUAUUCCUGCACCGAAAAUCGGCUCUCCUUCUGGCAAACGAGUGCCGGCAUGUUUGGGCUCGGACAGUCGCAAACCCGCUGCAUCAAGGGCUACUCAACCGCCCCGAUACCGGACAUUGGACGGCUCAACCCGAUGCGGCUGGCGAAGCUGAUCUGGAUCAACAACCGCACCGUGACGCUGAUGCUGGCCGAUGGUUCCGAGACGCGGUUCAACGUGUAA